AUGUCAUUCCUCCUCACUCCCGUCGCCCUUGGAGACUUGAUCUCUCUGCGCAAUCGCGUGUGCAUGGGCUCCAUGACUAGGAAUCGUUGCAUCAACCAGAACAUGCCUACAGAUGCUGUGGUCAAUCACUAUGCAACAAGAGCACGGAAUGGGGUUGGUCUUAUGGUGGCUGAAGGAACAUUCGUCUACCUAAACGGGGCAGAGUGGCCGGACGCGCCGGUCAUGUACAACCAACAACACGCAAACGCCUGGAAGAAGGUUACAGACGGGGUCCAUCGCGAAGGAGGAAAGAUCUUCCUCCAGCCAUGGCAUCCAGGUCGCAUCCAAAAUGAAAACAUGCCGAUGCUCAGAGAUACAGGUUAUCCGGUACUGGCGCCUUCCAAAGGCUACACGGACAAUAUCACCGAAAUCCAGGACCCGAAAGUGAUUAUUGAACAAUACAAAAACGCAAUCGCGCUUGCAAAAGAGGCUGGGUUUGAUGGGAUUGAGUUGCUGUCUCAAGGGGGCUAUCUCCUCCAUAACUUCUUAUGCUCCCACUCGAACUUACGCACCGAUAUUUACGGAGGCUCGGUCGAAAACCGAUGCCGUUUCGUCCUUGAAGUGACCGACGCAAUCAUCGAGGUCUGGGGUCCACGGCGAGUUGGUAUCAAGAUCUGCCCUUCCGACGACUACAAUGACUCUGCCGUCUCCUUUGAAGAACUGAGUGAGACAUACAACUACCUUAUCAGGCAACUCGUCAGUCGAAACCUCGGUUAUAUAAAUCUGUCCCGGAGGGGGUGCGCAAUUGGCAGAGCUCAGGAUGAUUACUUCAUGCCUAGCCCCAGACCGGCUGGGAAACAGUUGCCUCCAAAUUAUGAGCCACUCCGCCAGUUCGGUCAUUUGAUCAAGUAUCCCGGAAGCGAGACAAUGCUCAUGGUCAAUCACGAAUAUACAGUGGCAGAGGCGGACAACCUUGUUUGUGAAGGGAAAAUCGAUCUGGUCACAUUUGGUCGCCCUUUCAUUUAUAACCCGUGUGAGGGACAAAAACCAUCAUGCUCCCGAUGUCUCAAUCGAAAUAUUCCUUGCCACUACCAGACCCAAAAUAACCGACAGCCAGCACCAAAGUCAUAUGUCCUGCUUCUUCGCAACAGAAUAGAGGCGCUCGAGCAUAUCUUACGCUCACAUGGUAUUGAUGUAGAAGCAUCACUGUCUGAAUUGGUGGGGCACCACGACCUUCUGCAUCCCGAUGAUUUCAAUACCAGCACAGACGCCUCUAUUAAUCACAGCCUUUCAUCUGACCUGGACGAUUUGUGCGGAGCAUUUCACGGCACCUUAACGUUCGAUGAAGCAUUGAACUUUGAUGAUGAUGGUGAAAUGCGAUACUUUGGACCCACGAGUGGUCGUUUACCAUUUCAAUCAUCACGAGAUGUCUCAACCAAUAACAUACUCCCUGUCGAAUAUAAAGAAGGGCCUGGCUUAACUGGUCUAUAUGAGAAAUUAGAUGACUUUUCUUAUCCCAUGAGUGAAGAUCCAGUUCCUUCAGAUGAGCUGAAGUCUCAUUUAUUCAAACUUUAUUUCACCUGGGAGCAGCCUUGGUACCAAGUGGUUAACGAAAAACUGUUCAGAGAAAGUUUACAGCAGAAUGGUCGAUUUGCCAGCCCAUUGCUAGUCAAUUGUAUCCUUGCCAUUGCUUCUCGAUACUCAGAUCGCCUGGACGUUCGCUCAAUUCCCGAUAAUUCUAACUCAGCUGGACAGUUCUUUCUUGAACGAGCAGAAGUUUUGCUACCUUUCGAACUCAAGUGGCCGAAUAUCACUACCCUUCAGUCUAUCGCUAUACUGGGUAUGGUUUAUGUUGCAAUGGGACAAGAUGCUGCAGGGUGGCUUUAUCAAGGAAUGGCGUGCCGCUUAGCUCUUGAUAUGGGCCUCAACGUCGACUCAUCCGCGCUUGCUAGCAAAGUAUCAAUGCCUACCGAGGAGGCUGAAUUGAGACGGCAAAUUUACUGGUCAUUAUACUGCCAUGAUAAACUCGCGGCUAGCUAUACAGGGCGUGUUUGUACAUUGCUGGAACCCCAAGGGGUUGUUAAUUUACCAUCUCCAUCUGGGACUCAAAUUGAGUCUCGCGUGGUGUCACUACAACUUGCUAAUAUUGGCAUUUGCCGCAUCCUAGAGCGGAUAUUGCUCUCAUUGUGGGCCCCGAAGCCACUUCUUGGGGGACCCAAAAGAUCGGCAUUCUUUGAUAAGUGCGUUGUGAAGCUCAGAUCCUGGUAUUACGAUCUGCCAUCCGAUCUUAAGAUCAGCACGGCAAACGUACUACCUCAGGUGUAUACACUUCAUAUGGUGUAUUACACUGUGUUCAUUCUCUUGAGCAAGCCAUUCCUCAUCCCAUCGGGGUCUGCCAAAAAAGCAGGUGCCGCCCAUGACGACCAAGAAAUCACCAAUAAGGCUAAGCUGCUGUGUGAUGAAUCGGCACGAAAGAUGCGUGCGGUGGCGCAAAAAUAUCGGCAAGAGUUCGGUAGCUUUCGAUUGAGCCCCAUCACCGCAACGCACUGCACUCUAUCUGCGGCCUUGGUAUCGCUCGAAAAUUACAGCUUCGAGGUAGAGGGCACCAAGACCGAACAGCAUUCACUGGCCCAGAAACACGAGAUCGAGGCGUUUUUGCAGACGCUCAAGGAGCUCUCAACGUCCUGGUAUCCUGCCAAAUGCAUUCAUCUGCAUCUAGGCAAGUUAUACCAGCAGACUCGAGAGAGGCAUAAUGACAAACCUGCUACCCCAGAGAUUGAGACGACGCCGAAUCAGUCAGUCCCUCAGGAUGUUAACCGAUCAAGAUUUGCGGAUGAUCCUCAGAUUAUUCCGCCAUUGCCCAUCCCGGCAUCGUUUGACAUGGCCUGGGACAUCUUCGCCGAUCCCCACAUACUGGAGGAUCAGACGGUUCUGCCCCAGGACAUACACGGCGUCGACAUUGAGGGGAUCCUCGCCAGUGACUUGAGUCUUUCUUUCCCAGCGCAUCUUCCCAGCGAUUACAACCUUCCAUGA
Aspergillus affinis is the source of this 3012-nucleotide messenger RNA. RefSeq lists its product as uncharacterized. The record is from RefSeq and is a predicted model, not a curated record. NCBI's taxonomy places the organism in Eukaryota, Fungi, Ascomycota, Eurotiomycetes, Eurotiales, Aspergillaceae. The coding region runs from base 1 to 3012 and encodes 1003 amino acids. Gene Ontology annotation, molecular function: FMN binding; oxidoreductase activity; zinc ion binding. Gene Ontology annotation, biological process: regulation of DNA-templated transcription; DNA-templated transcription. The transcript has 10 exons.